Messenger RNA from Ipomoea nil (Japanese morning glory), 1711 nucleotides. Its product is annotated as F-box/kelch-repeat protein At1g57790-like. Bases 205 to 1347 code for a protein of 380 amino acids. NCBI's taxonomy places the organism in Eukaryota, Viridiplantae, Streptophyta, Magnoliopsida, Solanales, Convolvulaceae. The transcript is spliced from 4 exons. The record is from RefSeq and is a predicted model, not a curated record. Gene Ontology annotation, molecular function: protein binding.
GAGAGAGGAGAAUUAAUCCCGCAAUGGUGCAGUGUAUAGCCAUCACCCAGUAAGACCAUGAAAAUCAAUCUGCCCAAUUAACACUUUACUAAAUACAAACAUGUUUUUUCCAGUUUUUUAAUUGACAUUGAAAUAUAUCAUUUCAGAAGCAAAACCCUACAGUGACCCUGUAAAGGAAUUCUGAUUUGCGUUCAUUUAUCAAUCAUGGCUGGAAGGAAAAGAAGGAAACUGAGAUCCAUUGAUGUUUCUAGGUUAGCUGCAACGAUCCCGAAAAAUGAAGGAGUUUCACACGACAAGAAUGAAGAGCCUGUGCAACAGAUACAAUCAGAACUUCCAAGAGAGAUUCUGGAAGUCAUUAUCGGUCGCUUGAACUUGAGAGAUAACAUAUGUGCUUCUUCUGUUUGCAAACUGUGGCAUUCUGUUGCCCUCUUUGUUCGAGUUGCAAAUAAACCUCCCUGGCUUAUGUUCAUUCCAAAGUUUGGUGAUCUAGUAGAAUUCUACGACCCUUCACUGCGCAAGACUUACUCGGUUGAGUUGCCCGAGUUGCGCUCCUCUAGACUUUGUUACACCAAGGACGGAUGGUUGUUGCUAUACAGGCCCAAAAAUCAGUGUGUGCUGUUCUUCAAUCCUUACACUAGGGAGGUGAUUAAUUUGCCAGAAAUGGACUUGACAUAUCAAAUCGUUGCAUUUUCUGCUGCACCAACAUCUCCUAACUGUGUCGUCUUUACUGUUAAGCAUAUCAAUCCCACAGUGGUCGCUAUUAGCACAUGUCACCCCGGAGCAACUGAAUGGGUGACUUCCAAUUAUCAAAACCUCUUGCCAUUUGUGAGCAGCAUCUGGAAUAAGUUGGUUUUCUGCAAUGGCUUAUUCUAUUGCCUGAGCCUGACUGGCUGGCUCGGGGUUUUUAACCCAGAAGAGCGCACUUGGGUGGUUCGAGUUCUGCCUCCUCCCAAAUGGCCUCAGAAUUAUUUUACCAAGAACUGGUGGAAGGGAAAAUUCAUGGCAGAGCAUAAUGGGGAAAUUUAUGUUAUCUACACUUGCUCUACUGCCAAUCCAGUGAUAUACAAGUUAGACCAAACUAAUAAAGAGUGGGUUGAGAUGAAAUCGUUGGGUGGUAUGACGCUCUUUGCAGGUUUCUUAUCAUCGCAAACAAGGACAGAUAUUCUUGGGGUGAUGAGAAAUAGCAUUUACUUUUCUAAAGUUCGUUUUUAUGGACGGCGAUGCAUAUCAUACUCUCUAGACCAUAACAGGUACUACCCACGAAAACAAUGUCACGAUUGGGGAGAACAAGAUCCUUUUGAGAACAUUUGGAUUGAACCACCUGAUGAUUUUUCAGCAUUUGUGUGAGCAGACUUAUGAAGCAGGUGGAUGCUUAUGGUUGUGUAUGUUUUCUAGAGCUGAAGUACAGUGCAGUGAUCCAGUAGAAUGGACAGAUGGGCACAAGUAGGAGAUCAAAUAGGCCUCUCUUUGGUGCUGAACAGAUAACCCUUAAAAAUGGCUCUUGAUGUCAAUUCUAGGACUCAUCAGAAUUGAUUCCCAGCAACUUCUCAUUUAAACAGUGUUUUUCCAUAGAGGCAAAUUUGUACAAGUAGUGCACUUGAGAUUCUACCCUUUUUCUUCAGACUUUGAAUUUCAUUACAUGGAGAUUUUUUCCUACUAAUGUAUUUGUGUAAUUUCAAUUUUUAUAUGCACAUACCUUGUGUAUUAUUUA